Messenger RNA from Plasmopara halstedii, 2220 nucleotides. RefSeq lists its product as uncharacterized. The record is from RefSeq and is a predicted model, not a curated record. The transcript has a single exon. NCBI's taxonomy places the organism in Eukaryota, Oomycota, Peronosporomycetes, Peronosporales, Peronosporaceae. Bases 1 to 2220 code for a protein of 739 amino acids.
AUGAAUGCUCGCAUGGGGAAUUGCUACUUCUGGCUUGUCUUCCUCGCAGUUGUAGUGUCAGUGAUCAGUACACCGACGACGGCAACGCAUUACUUGCCGUAUGCUGGAACUCGCAGCGAUGAAGAGGGCCGUUCUAGAAGGCUGGUAGGUUUUAACGCUGAAGUUAAUGGAUUCGAAAUGAUGGUGUCAAAACUCAAUGAAGAAGAAGUCGCUAAAAAAAUGACGGGGUAUAUUGAGUUAAUCAAGGACAAUUCCAUCGAUAUGGCCAUCAAGCAACUGAAAUUCCCCGAUGGUACAUCGCCGUUUCUCGAUGUCGCAAAAAUGAUGGCUCUCGUCAAACACGCGGGAAAAGAGGAUUUAGUUAAUCCGCUGACAAGUUUAGCGCGUCAGCUCCUAGCUUCAUGUGGAUAUGACAGGCUGUCAACUUGGAUUGAAGAGGCAAAGGAAGACCCUUUUAAAAGGGAGGUUGCAGAAUCUAUCGAAAAGGGGCUCAUUGAUUAUAUGAUAGACCAUGACAUGUCAACAGAAGACGCAUUCAGAGAAUUUAAUAUCGGAUUCAACUUUUAUGCGGAAUCAGAGGCUCAUGCACACGAAAAGUUGUUUGUGAACUCCGGGCUGGAUAUUCUGUUUAGUUACGCGACUGAGCUGAACAGAGGAAAACAAGGCUUAGUGAACGAUGAUGUUAAAAAGAAGGCUGGGCGAAAAGAGGUGAUAACCAUUUUAAAGAACACUUUCGAAGAAAAUCUUGUCCCCUUGUUGGAGAAGGCGAUGAUGCUCCCGAAUGUUCCUAAGUCUGUCAAAGAUGUUGAGACUGCCUUGAUUGAGGACUCAUUAGGUUUAACCGUCAAAGAAUUUUUCGACUUGCUCAAGUUAGAGAUAAAUGACAGCGAUCUUUUAAAUCGCCCACUAAUGUCCACAUUGGUCUUGUUCGUGAAAAUGAAAAAUGGACAAGUUGACUUCAUCAAAAUGUGGGAUACUCUGGUCAAGGACAAUAGAAAAAAGCUCCAUACAAUGUUGAAACAGAAACCGAAGUUUCCCCAGGACUGGGCUGAGGAUGUGAAGAAAUGGCUUGAGAAUUACAAAUCUGAGAGAUUUGUUUUGCGUUAUCGUGCAUCAAUGAGCACACCAAAACCUGAAGUGAAUCUUCCUCUUCCACUGUCUCCCGAGUCGAAAGUCCAAGUCACUGAUAUUUCUUUUCCAUCUUCGGACACGAAGCACUUGGUAUCAUCGAGUGAUACCUCUACGGGACCUAAUUCAAAAAGUCCAGGUAAUAUUUUACCUCCAUUGUCUUCUGAAUCGAUGGGUCGAGUCGAUAAUCUCCCUCCACCGUCUUCCGAAUCAAAGACUGAGGUAGAUAAUCCCACUCCACCGUCUCUCAAAUCGAAGAUUCAAGUUACUGAUAUAUCAUCUACACCUCCGGACGCGAAGCACUUAGUAUCGUCAAGUGAUACCUCAACGGGACCUGAUUCAAAAAGUCCUGGUAACAUUUCCCCCCCCAAGUCGUCUGGACGAUUUUAUGAUCUCCGUUCACUGUUUUUGAACGCAAAGAAGGUAAUGUCGUCGAGUGCUACCUCCACGGGACCUAAAUCAAGUUUUCAUGUUGAAAAUAUCCAGCGACCAUCGUCCGAAUUAAAGACUAUGGAAGAUAAUUCUCUUCCACCGUUGCCCGAAUCAAACGCGAAACACUUGACAUCAUCGAGUGAUACCUCUACGGGACUUAAUCCACAAAGUCCGGGCAAUAGUUUACCCUCAUUGUCUCUCGAACCAAUGAAUCGAAUUGAUUUAUUUCCUCUACCGGACGCCAAGAGACCUGAAAUAAACUUUCACGUCGAAAAUCCCCCACCACUAUCUCCAGACGCAAAGAAACCACUGUCAUCGAGUGAAACCUUCACAGGACUCAAACCGCAAGUUCGUUUGGCUUUAUCGCCUCCAUCACCUCUGAUCAAGAUGAAGGAGCUUAUGUCGUCGGGCAAAGCCGUAACAUUUACAGCAGAAGUUGAAUUGAAUCUUCGACAAUCGCCAUCUUUGAAAUCGACGAAGGAGCCAGUCAUGUCAAGUAAGGCUAGUGAUACUUCAACAGAAACCGUUUCAACACCGCUACUUUCAGGUGCACCUCUUUCGGACAGUCGAUUUGCUAUAAUUCGUCGCUGGCUGUUAGCGUUUUUGAAAAAACUGCGUGCGAUUCUAUGGCCAUUCAGCAAGAAAGAAAAAUCAAUUUAG